AUCUGUUCUUCGGUCCAGCGGUGUCCUCACCACGGCUGGUUUCACCAGCCGUCUUCUCUCCCUGGUGCCGGCAUCUUUAGUGUCCGUAGUCUGUGGUCAACUCCUGUACCGUGUCCGCAGUCUCUGGUCAUCUCCUGUACCGUGUCCGCAGUCUCUGGUCAUCCCCUGUACUAUGUCCGCAGUCUCUGGUCAUCCCCUGUACUGUGUCCGCAGUCUCUGGUCAUCCCCUGUACUGUGUCCGCAGUCUCUGGUCAUCCCCUGUACUGUGUCCGCAGUCUCUGGUCAUGUCCUGUACUAUAUAUCUGCAGUCUCUGGUCAUCUCCUGUAGUACAUCCACAGUCUCUGGUAAUUUCCUGUACUAGGUCUACAGUCCAUUGGUUCAGAAUAUUUUUUUCUGGUUUUCCUCCUCUA
Messenger RNA from Staurois parvus, 411 nucleotides. Lineage: Eukaryota; Metazoa; Chordata; Amphibia; Anura; Ranidae. The record is from the annotation of a GenBank genome assembly.